Molecule: messenger RNA, 1227 nt
Organism: Scleropages formosus (Asian bonytongue)
Lineage: Eukaryota; Metazoa; Chordata; Actinopteri; Osteoglossiformes; Osteoglossidae
Gene: hoxa2b
Product: homeobox A2b
Exons: 2
Coding region: 1-1074 (357 amino acids)
Biological process (GO): regulation of transcription by RNA polymerase II
Cellular component (GO): nucleus
Molecular function (GO): RNA polymerase II cis-regulatory region sequence-specific DNA binding; DNA-binding transcription factor activity, RNA polymerase II-specific
Source: RefSeq, a predicted model, not a curated record
AUGAAUUACGAAUUUAGGCAUGAGACGGGUUUUAUCAAUAGUCAGCCGUCGCUUGCAGAGUGCCUGACAUCUCUUCUCCCCGUCAGUGAUUCAUUUCAGAGUUCAUCAAUCAAGAGCUCGACGCUGUCCCUCUCCACACGGAUUCCUCCUCCUUUCGAGCAGACCAUACCAAGGCUGAACCCCGGCAGCCUCCCUCGCCACAGCCGGCCCAAAGCGAGCCCGCAUGGCCGCGGCAGCCCGCCGCCGACCGCCUCGCCUCCCCCGGAGUAUCCGUGGAUGAAGGAGAAGAAAGCCUCCAAGAAAAACACCAUCUCACCUUCUGGAGCAGCAGCCCUCGAAGCCGGAUCCGUCUGCUUCUCCCCCAAAGACUUGUCUGAAGUUCCGGAGGGAAGCAGUGGGGCUCGCAGGUUGAGGACCGCGUACACCAACACCCAACUUCUGGAGCUGGAGAAAGAAUUCCACUUCAACAAGUACCUCUGCAGACCCCGGAGGAUUGAGAUCGCCGCUUCGCUUGAUUUGACCGAGCGGCAGGUGAAAGUAUGGUUUCAGAACCGGAGGAUGAAGCACAAAAGACAAACGCAGUGCAAGGAGAACCAGAACGUCGCAGGAGAUGCAGAUGGGGAAGUGGGCUCAGUGUCCGAGCAACAAGGCAUGAUGGCCAGCGCGCCGGGAGCCCUUCUGGAAAGGGAGACCUACGAACUGAGCAAGAACUCAUCUGCUCAUCUGUGUCAGAAUCUGCAGAAUGGAGAUUACCAAAGCUUUGCUGUUUCGACUUUGAACGGCAGUGAGAAAAAUGCGAAACACUUCGCAGAGCCUUCGUCCAACGGCGUGUCGGCGGUGAGGCCCGAGAGCUCGUCCGAUCGCGUGGAGGACGGCGGCGGUACCCCUUUCCCGAACCUCUCCCCUUUCCAGGAUUUCUAUAUUUUCCCCUCUGAUCCCUGCCUCCAGCUUUCGGAUGCGGUCUCUUCGAGUUUCUCGAAAACUCCAGAAAGUUCUGUGGAGAUAUCGACGGACGGGUUGGAUUUUUUCACGGAUUCUCUCACAGCUAUCGACUUCCAGCAUAUGAACAAUUAAUAUUAAUCCGAGGCACACACGUUUAGUGAUCAAGUUAAAGAAAAGACAGUGUGGCUGGUAUAUAUUUUAUUUAUGACUGUAUUUGAAAUAAAAGGAUGAGGUAAGUUUGAAUUAAUUAAAUGCACAAUUCAGUUUCACCUUCAAGUCAAUAUA